UAUAAUGAUCAACCUAAGAUUGUUUGCAUCUAUGCUAAGCAUCAAAUAGGGAAACCAUGGGCUGAAAAUUGCCUUUUUAUCUUCCCUGUGAUUAUGACAUGUUUUUUUCUUACCGGAAAUAUGCUAAUUGGAAUUAUCUUAAAUUACCUGUUCAUGUACUUUGUACAUCCUUUUGUGGGUAUAUGCUGUACCAUGGCUUCCUUUCCGGAAAGAACACUGAAAGAAGCAUUUCAGUUUAAGACAGAAGAAUCUGAAAUAGAGAUUCAGGAACGGUAGCAGUUGCAGAAUCCAAAGAAUUGAUGGAGAUUCCAGCUUUUUUUGUUACUAGUGGCCAUUUGUUAGUGGAAAUAUGGGCGGCGUUAUAAUGGUUCCAUAAUUCUGGUAAUAGACGCACUUCUUCUGGGUCAAUGUCAAGUGACGACAAUGUGCUGCUACAGCAACAUAUUUGGUAUGCUCUGUAUUCUUCUUGCCAGGCAGAACUUGGGGAUUGACAAUAGGGGGGUUUCAUUGCCAGGUAGUCCCUACAAAAUGAAUUAUUACUGGGGCCGUGUUGCUUUUAAACGGGUGGAGAUAAAUUGAAAAUGGUGACAAGAACAGUCUGCGCGGCUCAACGAGCGCGGAGUAAGCUUUUAUGGUGGAGAAUACAGAGUAAGGGAUGGUAUGGAUCUAUGCAUGCUUUGUCAUGACCUUGAUGAAAGAUAAUAGAUCAAAACUAGAGGGGAAAAUACAUUAAAAGAGAGCAAUCUACAGAGUCAGCUGAAAAGCAUUUCAUUGCCACCCCUGCAAAUAUCUAGAGGUAGCUACAGAGCUAUAUCUGGAGUCUUCAGAGAGAGUUGGAUUGCUCAAGAAAAAUCCUUAGAUAUGAAUAUGAAAUGGAAGUCAGAGCUUGGCACUUCUAGUCAGAAUUCCCAUCAUGAUUUUGAGCAUCCAAACAAAGCUUGUGGAUCUUUCUUACCAGAUUCAGGUUCAGGCCCAGCUAACAACAUUUCUUUUAUGCAACCUUCAGUGUCCUGUGACUGGGUACAUGGAAAUCCAAAGAUGAGUGUUAGAAGGUGCCCUCAAGAGGUUGUAUCUGGUGGCUUGCUUCAGAGUACUCAAACUCAGGAAUUGUAUAUUAGUGAUAGGUAUCACACAAGUGAUGGUUCAGUUCAGAGUCCUCCUUUAUAUGAAAAUUGCCCUGUUCAACUUCAAAGACAAACUCACGAAGCUUCCUCAUAUUGCAUUGGGCACUCAUUUUACAGUUCUCCAUCUAUUCAGAGUUGCUCAUCGGGUGGAAGCCCAGCAUCACCACAAACCUCACAAACCUACCCAUCUGAUGUACAUUAUUUCCCAUCCCCUGGAGAGCAAUAUGGUUCAUCUGGAAGUGGCUACAGUAGCAACCAGCCAGAGACAGAGUUGAAAUAUAUGCUGCAGGAACUAGAGACAGCAUUAAUGGGGCCUGACAGUGACAAUCCUGAUAAUUUUGAAUCCACCUACGAGGAAAAUAUGUCUUCAGAAUUUUCAGAAUGGAAUCUGGAGAGCAUGCAUGACACAAAUGAUAGCUAUUGUCAAAGUUCACUAUCUGUUUACGCAAAGGCAGAGCAGGUAGAAAUAUCAUUAGACACCCAAGAUGGCGUUAAAGAAGAAAUAGAGAAUGAGAUGGAUCUUGCAAUGUCUUGUAAUACGAGUAAUGUCUCAAAAGAACAAAAGCAAGAGCCAGAAGAUGAUAUCCCACAUGGGGAUAUAAGAAAACUCCUUGUUGCAUGUGCAAAAGCCAUUGAUGACAAUGACUUAGUCAAUAUUGAUAAAUGGGUUGCAGAAUUGAGGCAACUGGUAUCAGUAAGUGGCCAUCCAAUGGAAAGGUUGGGUGCAUAUAUGGUAGAAGGUCUUGUGGCAAGGAUGGCUUGCUCUGGAGCAACAAUUUACAAAGCAUUAAGGUGCAAAGAACCUGCUAGUGCAGAGCUCCUGUCAUAUAUGCAAAUCCUCUAUGAAGUUUGCCCUUAUUUCAAAUUUGGUUAUAUGGCUGCAAAUGGUGCCAUCGCAGAAGCAUUCAAAGAUGAAGAUAGAGUGCACAUUGUGGAUUUUCAGAUUGCUCAAGGCAGCCAAUGGGUUACACUCCUCCAAGCCCUUGCUGCAAGGCCAAAGGGCCCACCUCAUGUUCAUAUCACUGGUGUGGAUGACCCUAUGUCAGAGUAUGCUCGAGGUGGAGGGUUAGAGUUUGUUGGUAAAAGAUUAUCAAAGCUUGCUGAGACUUUCAAAGUUCCAUUUGAGUUUCAUGCUGUGCCUGUGAUGGGUGCUGAUGUUCAGGUUCAUAUGCUUGAGGUUCGACCUAGGGAUGCAUUGGCUGUGAAUUUUGCUUUUCAGCUGCAUCAUUUGCCCGAUGAAAGUGUAAACACAAGCAACCAUCGGGAUCGAAUUUUACGGAUGGUAAAGGGACUAAGGCCAAAAGUUGUUACAUUAGUUGAGCAAGAAUCUAACACUAACACUGCACCGUUCUUCCCUAGGUUUAUGGAGACUCUAAGCUAUUACACAGCCAUCUUUGAAUCUCUCGAUGUGACUCUUCCCAGAGAGAGCAAGGAGCGGAUCAAUGUUGAGCAGCACUGCCUGGCACGUGACAUUGUGAAUAUCAUUGCUUGUGAAGGUGCAGAAAGGGUAGAAAGGCAUGAACUGAUGGGUAAAUGGAGGUCCAGAUUUAGCAUGGCUGGGUUUAAACCUUACCCAUUAAGCUCAAUUGUAAACUCUACUAUCAAGCUGCUUCUAGAAGAUUAUUGUAAGAACUAUAGUCUUUUAGAAAGAGACAACACACUUUAUCUAGGUUGGUCAGAUAGACCCUUGAUCGCAUCUACUGCAUGGCAGUAGUUUCAUACAAAAGUAAUGGGCAUAGGCAAAACGUAUUCUGGGUUUUGUGGUAGGUUUAGUAGCAUUUCAAGCACUACAACCCAUAGCAGAUUAAGGACUAGUCAGGGUGCACACAGUGGCUUAACCUCAAAGUUAUGAUAUCAGAUAUAUGGCAAUAUUGUAAUUAUGUUGAUGUAAUUGGACUUAUAUCACCAAACUGGUAAUUAAGUCUCCUGUAAUAUUUCGCUGUUUAGGUUUGAUUUUUUAAUCAUCUUUAAAAUGAUAUUAGCUAUUAUUUUGUCGAAAAGAUAUUACAAAUUUCCUGAAAA
This is a messenger RNA of Cryptomeria japonica (Japanese cedar), 3146 nucleotides long. RefSeq names its product scarecrow-like protein 21. NCBI's taxonomy places the organism in Eukaryota, Viridiplantae, Streptophyta, Pinopsida, Cupressales, Cupressaceae. Gene Ontology annotation, biological process: regulation of DNA-templated transcription. Gene Ontology annotation, cellular component: nucleus. Gene Ontology annotation, molecular function: sequence-specific DNA binding; DNA-binding transcription factor activity. The record is from RefSeq and is a predicted model, not a curated record. The coding region runs from base 862 to 2838 and encodes 658 amino acids. The transcript has 4 exons.